This is a messenger RNA of Sclerotinia sclerotiorum 1980 UF-70, 165 nucleotides long. RefSeq lists its product with no specific name. Lineage: Eukaryota; Fungi; Ascomycota; Leotiomycetes; Helotiales; Sclerotiniaceae. Bases 1 to 165 code for a protein of 54 amino acids. The transcript has a single exon. The record is from RefSeq and is a predicted model, not a curated record.
AUGGCUGGAUGUUUGAUGGAUGUCUGUGUUCAUGUUGGCUGUAGCUUGGUAGGCUUGGUAACUACUAGCUACCGUUUAAUGGUAGUUGAGUCUCGUGGUCAUGGUGAUGAUUUGGUUGAGAUUGUGGUCACUGGGUUAAGAUACUGGGUUAAGAUACUGGGUUAA